This is a messenger RNA of Erpetoichthys calabaricus (reedfish), 1356 nucleotides long. Its product is annotated as olfactory receptor 2G3-like. The transcript has a single exon. Gene Ontology annotation, molecular function: olfactory receptor activity; G protein-coupled receptor activity. NCBI's taxonomy places the organism in Eukaryota, Metazoa, Chordata, Cladistia, Polypteriformes, Polypteridae. Gene Ontology annotation, biological process: G protein-coupled receptor signaling pathway. The record is from RefSeq and is a predicted model, not a curated record. The coding region runs from base 6 to 971 and encodes 321 amino acids. Gene Ontology annotation, cellular component: membrane.
UCAAUAUGUCUGAGGCAGCUGUCAAUAUUCAGUCUAACAUCUCUACAUUACUGAUCACUGGAUUUGGCCAAAUGGGCAACCUGAAAUACGUGUAUUUUGUUUUAGCCCUUUUUGCAUUCAUUCUCACAAUUUUUGUCAAUGCAGGAUUGAUUGCAGUCAUCUGGUUAAAAGAAAGCCUGCACCAGCCCAUGUACAUCUUUCUAUGUCAUUUGUCUCUCAAUGGCCUAUAUGGGAGUACAGCACUGUACCCCAAAUUGCUGCAUGACUUCCUCACUGAAGUACAAGUCAUAACUCGCAUUGGCUGUCUUGCACAGCUGUACUGCAUCCACACCUAUGCUGCAUUAGAAUGCACCCUACUGACAGUGAUGGCGAUUGACAGAUUCUUGUCAAUCUGCAGACCCCUGCAGUACCACAGCAUCAUGACAUCAUUAACAGUUUCCAGCUUACUUAUUUUCGCCUGGUUGUUUCCUCUUGGUGUAUUUGGUGUAACCGUAGCCCUAACCUCUCGCCUUCCUUUGUGUGGAUAUAGUAUAGAGAAAGUUUACUGUGAUAACUGGUCUUUUACUCGACUGUCAUGUGUCAGCACCACAACGGAAAGCGUGUACAUGGUGUUUGUUACAGUCAUCUUUCCUGGGAUGCCUUUCCUCAUUGUAAUCAUUUCAUAUCAGCAGAUUCUCCAGGCUUGUUUGAAAGCUUCCCCUAAAGCCAGAAGCAAAGCAUUCAAUACCUGUGCCCCUCACAUCAUUACAUUUGUCAACUACUGUGUAAAUUUGCUUUUUGAAAUUAUCAGCCUCAGGCUAGGUGACAAAAAUCUUCCAUCUGCCCUAUGCAGCUUCAUGUCUCUGCAACUUUUCAUAGUGCCUCCUUUGCUCAAUCCCAUUGUUUAUACGAUUAGGCUAACAGAGAUUAGAAGUGCCGUGGUCGAAGUAAUUCAAAGGGCAAAGCUCAUCAUAUGUCCUCACUCACCUUAGAGGUACACUUCCAUGCCUUUUCUAUGCUGCAAAUGUUCCUCUCAAUCCUUUUCUUACUUUUCGAGGCCCUACACCAUAUUUAAAUUAAUGCAUUACUCAUUAUAUUUGUUUCUGAUCAAUUGACUUAACAAAUUGAUUAUUCAAUGUAACAUAAAGACUCAUUUAUAUACCAGAAAUAUGAACUUAAGCAAAAAUAAUAACAUAUUGUUAAGCAUGUGGAUGUGAUUUUAACAUGUGGAUGUGAAUAUAACAAGGCUGAGAGCAGUAACUAAACACAAAUACAUUAUUGCAUAAAUUAGGUUAUUAUACACUCAGCGCCACGAAACUUUGGAUAUUUCUUAUGUAGUGUAAGGUUGCCUCUUAUUUAAUGUUUAGAAAAAUUAAU